UUUUUGGUCGAUUUUUGACAGGGUGCUAGAAAAUUUGUGUUUUUCUUGUUCGUGUGCGCGUAAGUCAGCAUGGAAGUGCAGGUGCUUGACUCUCGGUCGAAGAAGGCCGUGGCGGUGUUGAAGUCUGUGCUGCCGACGAGCACGAUUGCGGAAGUGAAGGAGUUGAUUCGGAAAGAGCGGAAACUCGAUGUAGACCGGAUGGAAAUCAGGCAGGAACCCAAGGGCAAAGGCGUGGGUGACGGGAAAACGCUCGAGGCUGUCGGACUGACUGCGUCUGGCACGUUAUACUUGAAGGAUCUCGGACCGCAAGUCGGAUAUCGGACUGUGUUUAUCGCCGAGUAUUUUGGGCCACUGGUGGUUUAUCUGCUGUUUUACGCGAGACCUGGUUUGGUGUAUGAUGCGGAAUUGUGUGCCAAGCAUCCCAUGUCUCUCGCUGCUCAGUUGGGAAUGUUUUGUUGGACCGGUCACUAUGCGAAGCGAUUAUGGGAGACCGUCUUCGUACAUCGGUUCUCACACGGAACAAUGCCGAUCCAAAAUUUGUUCCGCAACUGUAGCUAUUAUUGGGGAUUUGCAGGGUAUGUUUCUUACCAUGUCAACCAUCCCUUAUUCACAGCGCCGUGCUUAUUGCAGACCUACGUUGCGCUCGGUAUUUUCAUCUUGAGUGAACUAGGAAAUUUGAGCAUUCAUCUCGCCUUGAGAGAUCUGCGUCCACCUGGGACGAAAGAGCGGAAGAUCCCGAAGGCAACAGGGAAUCCCUUCACGCUUCUUUUCAAUUUUGUCUCGUGUGCCAACUACACUUAUGAAUUUGGAUCUUGGCUUGGAUUCACUGUUAUGACGCAAUGUCUUCCAGCUGGUUUAUUCGCCGUGGCGGGAAUGUACCAAAUGACUGUCUGGGCUCUCGGCAAGCACAGGAACUACAAGAAAGAGUUCCCCAACUACCCGAAAGGACAUACCCGUUGCUUUUAUUGUGAUCUCGUUGUUAUGGUUGGUUGUGAAGCGUGUUUUCAGCGUGCCUUGUGCCUCAGCCGUUCGUGGACGGUGACGGUGCUGGUUCUUGGUCUUGAUGGCUCAGGGAAAACAGUGAUCACCAAGCGACUUGCGGGUGGUUUGAUCUAA
Molecule: messenger RNA, 1116 nt
Organism: Notodromas monacha
Lineage: Eukaryota; Metazoa; Arthropoda; Ostracoda; Podocopida; Cyprididae
Source: the annotation of a GenBank genome assembly